CGUCUGAGGGGAGGGCUGAAUGAGAAAGCGGUGGUCCGCAGAGAGGCGCGGAGUCGGGUUUCAGAGUUUUUUAGGGUCCCUGGAGUCCCGUCGACGCACUGAAGCUGCCUUUGUUUGAGUGGGAACCACAGGCAGUGCAGGAGAGAGAGAGAGAGAGAGAGAGAGAGAGAGAGAGAGAGAGAGAGAGAGAGUUUUCCAGGCUGCAGAGUGUGAGUGUGUGAGAGAGAGUCACAGCGGGCUCCAUCUCUCUCUCUCUCUUGCCACUAUCACACAUGAACAGGACGACUUUAGUGCGGAUCUAUCCUCACCAUCACUGAAGAUGACUUCUUUACGCGCUCAGUCACCGCGGUCCUUUGGAUUACUUCUCCUCGUCCUGCUGCUCUGCUGCCGUCGGUCGACUGCAUAUCAGCUCCUGGAUGAGCGUGGUUCCCAGGGAGACUUGGAUCUGACAGAGUUGAUCGGCGUUCCCCUCCCUCCCUCCGUCUCCUUCGUUACGGGAUUCGAGGGCUACCCCGCCUACAGCUUUGGACCGGACGCCAACGUGGGCCGACUCACCAAGUCCUUCAUCCCCGACCCGUUCUACCAGGAGUUUGCCAUCACGGUCACAGCCAAGCCCACCACGCGACGUGGCGGCGUGCUGUUCGCCAUUACAGAUGCUUACCAAAAGGUUGUGCACCUGGGCGUUGCGCUGUCUGCAGUGGAGGAUGGUUCCCAGAGAGUUGUGCUGUACUACACCGACCCAGGGACUCCAGGUGGGACCCAGGAAGCUGCUUCCUUCAAGAUGGGAGACCUUACAGGAAGAUGGGCGAGGUUCACCCUGACCGUACAGGGGGCCGAGGUGCGUCUCUACAUGGACUGUGAGGAGUACCAUCGAGUCGCCUUCACCAGGAGCCCUCAGCCCCUCACCUUUGAGGCCAGCUCUGGGAUCUUUGUGGGGAACGCAGGGGGCACGGGCCUGGAGAGGUUUGUGGGCUCCAUCCAGCAGCUCGUGUUAAAGUCUGAUCCCACGGCCCCAGAUGACCAGUGUGAGGAGGACGAUCCUUAUGCCUCUGGAUACGGUAGCGGAGAUGAUGCCUAUGAAGAUAUUGAAGGAAUAGAUGAAGUGAAGAAGAUUGUGGAGGAGAGAGAGUAUACCAUGCCCUUCCCAACUUACAGUCCCCCGGUCCAAGCUCCGCCCACUGAAGCAUCACUAGUUAAUGAGAAUGAGGAUGAUGAGGAUGAAGAGGUGACAUCCGGACAGGAGGCAGAGACAACCACAGUUACAACCACAAUUACAGCUACAGCAAGACCAACUCAGACAGCUGCUCCAGCCUACAGACCUGCCACUGUGCUACCAGGCCAGAAAGGGGAGCCAGGGGAGCCAGGUCCCCCAGGGCCUGCAGGGCCCCCCGGACCCCCAGGCAGCGUCUCUGAAGAGUGGAGGGGGUCUGGAGAUGGAGGAGAGCCAGGGCCACGGGGCCCACAGGGGCUGCCAGGGCCUCAAGGCCCACCAGGAGCACCUGGGAAUGAUGGACAGCCUGGCCAUAAAGGUGACAUUGGAGUUCCAGGAGAGACUGGGAUUCCAGGAUUUCCAGGUUUACCCGGAGACCCUGGACCUAAAGGUGACAAGGGCGAUUCUGGUGUGGGACAGCCAGGCCCUCCAGGUCCUCCUGGACCUCCAGGACGUCCCAGCAAAUCUUCCAGGUUCCUGGAUGCCAUCGAGGGGUCAGGGUUCGAUGACUUUGACAGCGAUGCUGAGAUAAUUAGGGGUCCCCCUGGCCCUCCCGGUCCUCCUGGCCCACCAGGGCCCCCAGCGGCCGACUCUGAGGACGUCUUCCCUGGCCCACCUGGGUCCCCAGGGAGAGACGGGAAGGAUGGAGAGAUCGGUAAACCUGGACUUCCUGGAGAUGAUGGAAAAGACGGGGAACCGGGGCCUGCUGGGGCCAAGGGAGACCAGGGCGAGCCGGGUGUGAACGGGCCACCAGGGCCGAAGGGUGAUCAAGGUCCUGCAGGCUUCCCCGGCCUGACAGGAGAUCAGGGUCCAGAGGGGAAGCCUGGUCCCAGGGGUCUCCCUGGCCCUCCUGGGCCCCCAGGCCCCCCUGGAAGAAGCUACAGCUUUGACUUGGAGGACUUGGAAGGAUCCGGGAGACAGAGUGGCUUCGGGCCUGUGCUGUCCAGAGGCCCACAGGGACCUGCUGGGAUCCCUGGCCUUCCAGGUCCCAAGGGUAAAGAUGGUUUUGCCGGUGUUCCAGGAAGACCAGGAGAAAAGGGGGAGCCAGGUGCUGCAGGACCACCAGGGCUUCCAGGAGUGGAUGGGUUAAAUGGGCCACAGGGUCCAAAGGGCGACAAAGGAGACGCAGGACAAAAGGGAGCGCCAGGACAGGAUGGGCUCAGUCUCCCUGGUCCUCCAGGGCCACCGGGACCCCCCGGACCCAUCAUCAACCUCCAGGAACUCCUGCUCAACGACACAGACGGUGUCUUCAACUUCUCAGGGAUUUUUGAACCUCAGGGACCCACCGGACCACGGGGUCCAAAGGGGGAUGUUGGGUUGCCAGGUAUCCAGGGACCUCCAGGACUGAAAGGUGAAAAGGGGGAGCCAGGACAAAUCAUUGCAGCUGAUGCAUCUCUGAUAUCAGGCCUGUCUGGUCCGGUCGGGCCCAAAGGAAGCAAGGGAGAUAAUGGCGUAGCUGGACCCCCUGGAAUUAUGGGGCCUGUGGGACCACCAGGACCAAAAGGAGAAUUUGGUUUCCCUGGACGCCCUGGUCGCCCGGGCCAGAUGGGGCUGAAAGGAGCGAAAGGGGACUCUGCGGGUCUGAUGGGACCCCCUGGCCCACCCGGACCACCGGGUCGCCCAGGAAUUUUCAACUGCCCCAAAGGAACAGUUUUCCCCGUUCCUCCCAGACCGCACUGCAAAAAGGCUCUGAACGCCGAUGGAACUAUCGCAGAUGGCGACUGUCAGACAGGCCCUAAGGGAGAGAAGGGGGAGCGGGGCUUUCCUGGGAUGCCGGCUAUACCAAAUGGAUUCCCAGCUAGAGGAGGUUGGGAUCAGAGAGGUGAACAGGGUGUCAAAGGAGACAAAGGGGAGAAGGGAGAGGCAGGGUUGCCUGGGCGACCAGGUAUCCCUGGGAGACCAGGACCUGUGGGACCCAAAGGAGAGUCAGUGCUCGGACCUCCAGGCCACCCCGGGGUGCCAGGCUCCCCUGGUGUGCCGGGCUAUGGCAGACCUGGUCCUGUCGGCCCUCCUGGGCCACCGGGCCCCCCUGGACCACCCUCAAGAUACGGCUCAGCUGUGACCAUUGCUGGCCCGCCCGGCCCGGCUGGCCCCCCUGGACCUCCGGGUAACUCCGCAUCUCUGAAAACAUUUUCUACCCGUGAGAGCAUGAUGCAGCACACCCUCAGGGACGCAGAGGGAACGCUGACCUACGUGUCAGGGACAGGCACUCUGUUCCUCAAAGUUCCCCAGGGAUGGAAAGAGAUACAGCUUGGCAGUCUGAUCUACCUCUCCAAUAACAUUAUUCCACAAGACGAGCCUCGACCGGCGUAUCAGAUAAGAGGAGACACAAUGCAACGAAUACGCUCAGUGAGUGAAAGGCUCAACCUGGUGGCCUUGAACCAGCCCCACUCAGGGGACAUGAUGGGGCUCGACACCGCCGACCGCAUGUGCUACGAGCAGGCCAAGGCGAUGGGCUUGGCGCCAAACUACCGCGCCUUCAUCUCUUCCCACAAACAAGACCUGGUCCACGUGGUCUACCCAGGUUUCCGCGAAACACUGCCGGUCACCAACCUCAGGGGAGACGUGAUGUUUAGGAACUGGCGGUCGAUUUUCAGCGGCGACGGGGCGCCAAUCAACGCCAGGAUACCCAUCUAUUCUUUUGAUGGCCGAGAUGUUCUGGCGGACCCCUUCUGGCCGCAGAAGAGCAUCUGGCACGGCUCGAGCAGCAGAGGUCUGCGGGACGUGGAUAAGCACUGUGAGACGUGGCGGGCGGACCACAUGUCCGUCAUGGGCUUGUCCUCCAGCCUGACCUCCGGCCUGCUCCUGGGCCAACAGACACGCAGCUGCUCCAACCAGUACAUCGUCCUCUGCAUCGAGACCCACAAAAACCCUUAGAUGCGCCUCCCACCGCAAAAAAAAAAAAAAAAAAAAAAGACACAUCCCAGCCGCCACAGUGUCUUUUGAGACCAAAACUCCACACUCUUAAAAAAGAUGUAUCAUUUUCAGCACAUCCACGCAUCUUUGUUUUUUUUUAUCCUAAAGGUGCUAGGUGUAGCGUUUUGUGUUUCUCACAAUCAAGACCGCAUUUCCCGCUACUUGUCCCGCAUCCCGCCUCCCUGGCCUCGCUCUGCGUGCGUUUGAUGUUUUGAUGAGCGAGAAGACGGAGAAGAGUCAAUAGAAACCUUUUUAUAACAACUUCUGCAUUCUGACAGAGUAAGCUAAGGUGAAGUUGAAGCUAUGCAGUGAGAAUACUGGAACUGGAAUAAAGUUGUGUAUAUCUUGCAAGGUGAAAAAAAAAAAAAAAAAAAAAAAAGAAAGGUUCUUGCUUUGUACCGCAAAGCAAUCCAGAAGAUAUUCCAUAAAAUCCAAGACCAUGGCACAUAAUCUGAAACGCAUUAUAGAAGCUUGUCGAGGCUCUUUUAUUUAUACUAAUGCCUCAGAGGUAAUGUGAUUAAAAUGCCACAAGUUGCAGCUUUAACCUUUAAGACAGACCGUUUUUUUUUAACUACUGGCCACUGAGCAGCUGCACCGGAGCAGUUGGGGGUUAAGUGACCUUGCUCAAGGGCACGCUGACAGUGCUUGCAGAGGGAAAGGAGGGCAUCGCUCAUUCACGUCCAUAGUCACAUUUCCCCAGCCAGCCAGCCUUCACCUUGUGAUUACAGGCCUGCCCCACUCACGCACAGUAAAGGCUGUACAGGCCACUGCUGCCCCACCAUCUAACACAUUCGAGCCGCUUCUCUGCAAAGCAUGUUAAUCAAAUAUAUUGUAACAAAGAGAAAGCAUAUUCACGUCCAAAAAGGUAAACCAGGUCCAGGGCAAAGUAUGGUUAUUUGUAGCAACAUUUCGAUCUGUGUCGAGACGCCGGGGUGUGUUGAGAAUAACAUCCUUUUUACCAGUGCAUUUUGUCCUCCAUGUUGAAUCGACGGGCUAAAGCGGAGACUGAGGACGCGACACUGAGGAGCAACAGGAAUCUUUCGCUGCCUUCAAACCUGGCAGUUUUUACAAUCCACAGAUUCCCAAAGACUGUUGUAUUGUGUAAAGGGCUACUUCCAUUAUGUUUACAGGUUGUCAUGGAGGGUUUUUGAACACUUCUGCAAAUUUUAGGAGUUUACUCGAUGACUCAAGGGCCAAAAUUAUGUUACCACAGCUUACAGUGUCCCUAUUCAAGCAAUGGGAUGACCGGACAACCAGUAUUGCCACCAAAGUAAUUUUGAUGCACUGUAUUUCAUUUUUGUUAUAUAUAUAUUUUUUUUUGUUCCAACAUUUUUCAUCCAAUGUGUUUUUGUUCUAGCUUUUCAUGCAUCUGGUGAUCUCACUCCUCUAGCAGUACUUUCUGUCCGUAGGCUAUUUAAUUUAAAUUCAAUGAAUUAUUUAUACCGUGUCCGCACAUAACGUGAAAUCAGAUGAUUAAAUUUAAGAAUGUAAUUUAUCGUUUGUUGUUUGUCAAAGUGAAUGUUAAUUCUCACGUUUUGCCUCCUCGUUUUUUUUUUUUUAUACAGUGUUCUUAAUGAUUUUUUUUUUCCUGAGAAACAUUGACAACAGUCCAAACUGAAUUCCACAAAGUGUAUAGAAAUGCCAUUGAAACAAGCAAGUAAAAAAGUGAUAUGCUAACACAACCAAAAAGCAAAAAAAAAAAAAAAAAACUCAAAACAUUUCCAAGGGCAAAAGU
Messenger RNA from Myripristis murdjan (pinecone soldierfish), 5861 nucleotides. Its product is annotated as collagen alpha-1(XVIII) chain-like. The record is from RefSeq and is a predicted model, not a curated record. Gene Ontology annotation, biological process: extracellular matrix organization. Gene Ontology annotation, molecular function: extracellular matrix structural constituent conferring tensile strength. The transcript is spliced from 44 exons. NCBI's taxonomy places the organism in Eukaryota, Metazoa, Chordata, Actinopteri, Holocentriformes, Holocentridae. The coding region runs from base 320 to 4087 and encodes 1255 amino acids.